Messenger RNA from Phytophthora sojae, 483 nucleotides. RefSeq lists its product as hypothetical. Gene Ontology annotation, biological process: protein sumoylation. The transcript has a single exon. Gene Ontology annotation, cellular component: nucleus. The record is from RefSeq and is a predicted model, not a curated record. Gene Ontology annotation, molecular function: SUMO conjugating enzyme activity. NCBI's taxonomy places the organism in Eukaryota, Oomycota, Peronosporomycetes, Peronosporales, Peronosporaceae. The coding region runs from base 1 to 483 and encodes 160 amino acids.
AUGAGUGACGACUCGAUCGCGGUGCAGCGGCUGCGGCAAGAGCGCAAGAACUGGCGGCGAGACCACCCGGCGGGCUUCUGGGCGCGCCCCAUCGCCAACGACGACGGCUCGCUCAACCUCAUGAUGUGGCACGCGGGCAUCCCGGGCAAGGCCGGCACGGACUGGGAGGGCGGCGUGUUCAAGAUGUCGCUGGCCUUCUCCGAGGACUACCCGAGCAAGCCGCCGCUCGUCAAGUUCACGCCGCCGCUCUACCACCCGAACGUGUACCCGUCGGGCACGGUCUGCCUGAGCAUCCUGAACGAGGACAAGGACUGGAAGCCCAGCGUGACCAUCAAGCAGAUCCUCAAGGGCGUGCAGGACCUGCUGGACCAGCCCAACAUGGCCGACCCGGCGCAGCGCGAGCCGUACAUGGACCUCAAGAACGACCCGGAGCUCUACAAGCGCAAGGUGCGUCAGCUGGCGCUCAAGAACCGCGAGAGUUAG